Thalassophryne amazonica is the source of this 3601-nucleotide messenger RNA. RefSeq names its product TOX high mobility group box family member 4 b (gene tox4b). NCBI's taxonomy places the organism in Eukaryota, Metazoa, Chordata, Actinopteri, Batrachoidiformes, Batrachoididae. Gene Ontology annotation, cellular component: nucleus. The record is from RefSeq and is a predicted model, not a curated record. Gene Ontology annotation, biological process: regulation of transcription by RNA polymerase II. Gene Ontology annotation, molecular function: chromatin DNA binding.
CAUCCGUGACUCGGGUUCCAUUGAGCAGCCUGGCCCAGGCCAACACGAAGAAUAGCGGCUAGUUGUUUGUCUUCGUCCGCAGGCACAUUUGAAAGAUGAUUGCUGUUAUUAUGUUCUCGAUGAGCCCGACGUGUUACCCGUAACUGAAGCGUGGUGUCUGCGGUCUUUGUCUGAAUGCUGCGUUUGCGGACCGAUAGGCGGCGCCGCAGCUUUCGGCUAAAGCUAAACCCGCGCUAGGAGCCACGUUAACCUGUUUGCUAGCGGGCACACGGGUUAUUUUUGGCACGGUUGCUGACUGGCAUAUGCGACAGAACCUGGGCUAAAGCUGUGUGUGAACUCCGUCCCUCUCACAUGAGGUCCAGCUGAGACGAUGGACCUGAAUUUUUAUUCGGAUCUGACAGACGGAAGCGGGCACCACGACGGCGAUGCAGAGUUCUUGGACCCGCAGUCCUUCAAUGGAUUUGACACCGACAACAAGUUCCCGGGAAGCAACGAUAACUACCUGACCAUUUCUGGAUCCAGUCAUCCUUUUCUCUCGUCUUCAGAGGUAUAACUUUUCCUCUCCUCUUCACCUGACAUGAGUAGUCCGUUGAUUGGUAAAAAUAACCAUUUACAUUCACCCCCGAGCCUCGGCGAUGAGGAGUUUGAGAUUCCGCCCACGCUGGACCCGGACUCGGCGCUCACCGUGUCCGAUGUGGUGUCUCACUUCGGGGAGCUGUCGGACGGUCCUCAGGACGCGUGGUGGGUGCCCGGUAACGCCGUGGUCAAGGACGACCCGUCCUUUGCCUCCCACUUCGUCACCCCCUCCUCUCAGGGGCUGGAGCACCAGUUGGGAGUCAUCACACAGUCAGCAGGGGGCGUUUUGCUGGGGUCGUCGCUGGGGAUGGAUCUUGGCCAUCCCAUUGGUUCCCAGUUCAGCAGCUCGUCCCCAGUGACCAUUGACGUCCCGCUGACUGACAUGAGCCAAGCUUUACUCGGGACUAACCAGCUGACCACUAUUGACCAGUCAGAGCUCAACGCACAGUUAGGGCUGGGCCUAGUGGGCGGGAACUUACUGCAGCGCCCUCAGUCACCUGAUCAUCCUCUGUCACCCACAACGUCACCCACCAGCUCGCUCCAGGACGAUGACAUGGACGACUUCAGGAGGAGUGUCCUCGUGGAGUCGCCGGUGUCUCUGGCCGUCUCAGCCGGAGUCAUCUCCCUCGAUCCGUCUUUGUCCGAGUCCCUGCUCUCCGCUCCCGCCUCCAGCAUCUCUCCAGCUGCCGGGCGGAAAGGAGGAGCGGGAGGCGGGAAGAGGGGGAAGGUGAAAGGGAAGAAAGAUCCUAACGAGCCUCAGAAGCCCGUGUCGGCCUACGCCUUGUUCUUCAGGGACACUCAGGCUGCCAUUAAGGGCCAGAAUCCCAACGCCACCUUUGGGGAGGUUUCUAAGAUCGUGGCGUCCAUGUGGGACAGUCUGGGGGAGGAGCAGAAGCAGGUGUACAAGAGGAAAAACGAAGUGGCAAAGAGAGAUUACCUGAAAGCGCUGGCGGAGUACAGAGAGAACCGCGCCUCUCAGGCUCCGAUUGAAGUCAUGGACACGUCCCCGUCACCUCCGCCACCAGCUCCGCCCCCUACUGUGGCCACACUGGCUCCUCGACCACCAGGUCCCACAUUACAACCCCGAGGAGAACACGAUCACCACAUCUGCACCUCCAACAUCAUCCUGGACCUGCCACAGGUCACCACGCGCUCUCGCACAGGCGCCAUCAAGCCCCAAGUGUCGCACGCCGCCCAGAACCCCCCCACACUACCCAAGAUCACCAACAAACAGACACAGCUGCCAUCUGGUGGCGUAAUGGUUACAGUGGCGGUCACUUCCUCCUCCCGACAGCCGCCACCGUUGCAGCAGAUGCAGAGCACCCCGCCUCCGCCCAGACUACAGCAGAUGGUCCACGCACAGGCCCCGCCUCCACUGCAGGCGAAACCACGAGGUGGCGGUGCAGCCGCUGCUACAGCCCCGCCUCCACUCAGUCAAGUAGUGCCGCUGUCGCGGCAGUCAGAUUCAGGCGCGCCCAUUAUAGUGUCAUCGACAGAUGAAACGCCCAUGUUGACGGCGACAUCGAUGGCUGUGGACAUGGGACACGCGGUGGCGGGAGGGGAAGUAACAGACAUGGAAGAAGGGAUGCAGGUGGAGGUGAACGUCAUCCCCAGGCCGAGUGUGACGCCCGCUGCCAUGGAGAACAUCUGUGUGCGGGCCGGCUGCACCAAUCCCGCGGUGGAGAGCCAAGACUGGGACAAGGAGUACUGUAGCAACGAGUGUGUCGCCACGCACUGCAGGGAUGUGUUCAUGGCCUGGUGCGCCAUCCGGGGGCAGAACUCUGCCACUGUCACAUAGACAAAAAAGGGAUGGCUCAGACGGAGGAGUGCUGCACCGAGCAGACAGGACGGACACAAAUAAAAUGCAAACAGACAGUUAAUGAGUGAACUUCAUGUUGUCAUGGAGAGGUGAACUGUGGCAGAGAAUCAUGGGAAGGUUUUCAUAAGUCUGUGAUUGAACAGCUCGCUCGCUGUCCUGCGCGAAGCAGCGGUAUCCAGGCUGUGGGACGCUGGUGAUGGCAGCAGCUCACCGCAGGUAUAACGAAGAACAAACGGAACCCACGGCUCAGCGGCUCCCGACCUUCUACAAAUCAUUUCUUGUGAGUUUAAAAUAAUGGACAUUUUAAUGACGAAGAAACGCAAAGUGGAGAAUCAGGAUUUCUGGGAGUCUGUGCGGCUCAUUUCACAAACAGUUUUCCUCGUCGAGGUAAUCUGCUGUGGGUUGAGCUCUACAACCAGUGUUCUUUUUUUUUUUUUCUUUUUCUUUUUUUUUUACCCUAAAACAACCGCACAAUAAUUUUGAGACGCGUCUGUUUGUUCCCCUGCUGCUCCUCAGACGUUUGGAUGAUUUCUGUCGGACUUGAUGUGUGAAUGACAGUUGAGCCCGGAACUGACCUUACAGGGUUUGUUUUGGUAAGGUCAAAGAUCAAAAAUGCCUCCAAGCAUGGCACAUAUCUCAAACUGUGCAUGGCAUCAAAUUCGUCAAAGGUCAUGUCUGUCUGUCUGUCUGUCUGUCUGUCUGUGUCCCUCUCAGGCUUUUUUGCUGAUUUCUACUAAAUGUGGUCCAUCAGUGGAGGUCGACCCCAAAAUUACCUUGAAAGAUUUAAUUUAGGCAAAGGUCAAGGAUUUCUUUUUUAUUUUUUUUAUUUUUUUUUAUUCCUGAUUUAAACUAAAUGUGGGUCACACUUACAUGGUGUCCACAUCCGCCGUGGGAAGAUGAAUCAGAGGUCAAAUGUCAGAUUUCUGUCUUCAUCUACUGAUGCUACACCCACACACUGGGAUUCCGGCGCCGUUUACUCGUGCAGCUUUAUCAAAGGUGACGUGUGUGAAUAAAUCCCACGCCCACGUGGAGCAGCUGUGACACUACAGGAGGAGAAAACCCGAAGUUGGAACCUGUGACACCAGGAACAGGCUUUAAGAUGUAAAAAUGAAAUGGCUGCUUCCUGAAACAUUUCCCACUCAGAUGAAAUAACUGGAUCAUCCUGGAAAUGUUCCAUGUGAAAUAAAAUAUUUUAUGUUUAAUAUA